CCCAGCAGUUAAAAGCACUGGAAACAGCCUGCGAACUGAUGCCUGUGCCUGCCUCCUUUCAACGGUGCAAAGGGAGAUCCUGAGCCCAGAUGGCUGCUCGGCGGAUGACGCAGGAGUCUUUUGAUGCCCUCAUGCAAGUCAAGGCGAAACGGCAUCGUCUGGACAGGAGUGACCCCAUCGAUGAGGCCCUCCACCAGCUUAGAGUUCAUUCGCACCCAGCCCAGCGAACUCAGUACGAGGAUGAGGAUGGGGAUUUCCAUGAGGAGAGAAAGUACCUGCACAGUGACUGGAGGGGAGAAGCCCGAGAAGCCUCCAAUGAAGACUAUUCGGUGCCUCCCUAUCAGUCAGAGGAGGAGGUUACUACACACACACGCUCACGGAACCAAGAUUAUGUCCAGGCCCUUUCCCGUGACCCGGACUAUGGACGUUUGUCUUCCGCGGAAAGGGAGCUCGCCGGUCCAUCAACCAGGGAGCGGAGUUACGGUCGCCUGGCCUCGGAAAGGGACUAUGGCCGUGUCUCCUCCCGAGAGACCUCCAGGCUCCAUGAUGCUGACUACAGUUCAGCAGAGCUGUUGAGUGGCUUCCAUUCUCCAGGGCUAUUGGAAGAGGAGUUUGGGACUGUGAGGAGUCAGGAUUACAACCUGGAGUAUGGCCUGCAGGCUGAGAGAGAGUUUGCCCCCUCUUUAUAUGCGGGGAGUGACCUGACGGCGAAGCACAUCCUGGCACCAAAGGGCCUGGUCAAAAGCAAGACAGAUGCGGUCCUCCCCAUGAAGAAAUUCCAGGCUUUGUCCUCACACGACCUGCUGGGGGAGCCCGCUGAUCCCUCCAAGAGGGGGGCCUUCCCCGCUCAGCACCUGCAGCUUGGCCAGCGGCCAUCCCUGUCCCUGAGGGGCACCCUGCAGUAUGACAAACCGGAAACCAUGAGGAAAGAGCCGCAGCUGGCCCUUAGCGGACCGCUGGAUGUUUUCACCACCUUUGGUGUGGAGAUCAUCAACUGGGCUGGCUUCCACAAGAUUAAGAAGGAUCUGGAGUACAUGGAAAUGUACCGCGUCCUCUUCAAGCUGGAGAGCGAGACGUGUGCCAAGAUGCUGGCCUCCUUCAAGUGCUCGCUGAAGAUGGAGCACCAGGACUUCUGCUAUUCCAUUGUGCGGACUCUGCAACACCCGGCGCUGCAGACACCCAAAGUGGACGGCCAGUUCUUGAACCUGCUCCUGGAAAAGAAGCUGGUGGCAACCAAGAAUGGCUUCUUCCAGCUCAUCAAACCUUUUGACCGGUACAUGAUGCACCUCCAGGCCUGCCUCCUGAAGAGCACCGUCCCACUCCUGAUGGCCUGCAAUGCCUAUGAGCUGGGCUUGAAAGCCAGCAGCUUCAGCGACCCGGGGCAGAUGGCGGGCUUUGAGACCACUGCCUCCCUCUGCCGGAAGUCCCUGGUGCUCCUCGGCCAGACCUUCGCCCUGGCCUCCUCCUUCGGCAGGAGAAGAUCCUGGAGGCCAUUGGGCCUGAAGGAGGUAGCCCCUCUGCCCAUCUUGUUCCCCAAUUUUGACACCUCGGCCUUGUUUGGGAGGGAGUACAUUGAACACCUGCAGGGCUGGCUGGAGAAAAGCGGGUACCAGAUGCAGCUGAAGAGGCCAAGUGCGGAGACCCCGAGCCCACAGGUUCCACAACGUGCUGACCGGAAGGUCACCGAGACGAUCGAGAAGAUGGUGGAUGGCAUCAUUUCUGGCACUCUGAAAAUGGAAGAGAGAGCUCAGUUGGACAACCCAGAGUACUGGUAAAUAUCUUCUGAGGACAGCCUGGAGCACAAAUAUUACAAGCUCAAGCUGUCCGAGAUGUAUUGGUUGAAGUCGGCAGCCAAGGAGAAGCCCAAGCAGGAGAAGACCCCUGAGCUGCAGGAUUUGGCUGUCGUGCGGGCCUUGCUGCGCGCCCGCAAGGUCCUCCACAUCAAGAAGCGGCUCUUCUGGAAGAGGAGGCCCAGGAUACUUCAGCGGCGGGUGGUGAGAGCCCAGAGGCUGAAGCGGGCUACCGUGGGGACCAGACGCUCCUGUCCACGGGACAAUGCUCAAGCAGCAGCACCUGCUGGAGAGCCCAAAGCCCACCCAGCAGAGACCUCCUUGGAAAAGGCGGGAGUCUGCGACUCAGCCACCGACCCAGAAGGUGCGCCCAGGGAAGGUUUGGGUGCUGGAAGCUUGAUUGGGCUAGCAUGCCAGUUCUCUGACGUGGAUCCCAAAACGAUGGUGACAGCAGAGAGGCUGGCCAAGCUUGUGGCGGAAGUAGGACCCGAGAUCGAGCAGUUCAGCAUUGACAACAGCACAGAUAACCUGGAUCUAUGGUUCCUGCAUGACCGUGAGAGCUCGGCCUUCAGGUUUUACCGGAUGAAAGUCCACGAGCUGUGCCCCUCCAUCAACUUCAGUGCCUUCCCAGGGCCUUCCAGUGAGAGCCCUGCACCAGAGAACAAUGAGGAGGAGGGAGGAGGAAGAGGAAGAAGAAGAAGAGAAGCUCCCCAGUCUGGAAUGGAAGAAGAGGAAGCUCAAGCAGGCUCUGCCAACGUGGGAGCCUCAAGUACAGCUGGAGAAGGGCAGCCUGAGGGCACUACCUCAGAAGCAUCUGCCCAGGGUCCUCUGCGGGGCAGUGCCUUUGGGCGCAAGAGGGCCAGCAGCAGGUCCUUGAAGGUGGGCCUGAUCCCAGCCUCCAAAAGGGUCUGUCUCAUCGAUGAACCGAAAGUCCACGACCCCGUCCGGAUUGCGUAUGACCGACCCUGCGGCUAUCAGUCCCACAAAAAUAAGUGGCAGAAAUCAAAGGAUUUGGAGUUUUCCCACAAGCGGCUGAACCAGAAGAACAUUGGCUUCCAGAUGCUGCAGAAAAUGGGCUGGAAGGAAGGUCUUGGGCUUGGUGCCCAUGGAAAGGGCAUCAAGGACCCCGUCAAAGUGGGCUCCACCUCAGCGGGGGAGGGCUUGGGUGUGGUGGGGGAUGAGAACAAGGAGGACACCUUUGCCACCUUCCGCCAGAUGAUCCAGAUGUACUAUCUGAAAAAAGCCUGUAAUAAAUAGAAUGAGCUUUGAACCAAAGAAGCGAAGAUCAUUGUGCUGGAGAGAGGUCUGGAGAGAGAACAGGCCAUCUUCUGAGAACCCCCACCCCUUUUAAAUUUGGAGCAAUUAGAAGAGCAAAUUGCUCUUAAGAAUCAGUAAUCUAAACAAAUCAAAACAAACAUUGCCAUUCUUUGGAUGCAGGAACGGCUGGGUCUACUUUUUGAUCAAAUCUCUUAACGAGAACCUAGGACGUCAGGCUCCCCCCCCCCACUGACGCAAGGCCAACUUGCGUACAACCACGUGUGCAUGCAGUCCCGGGAAAUAAUAAAUCAAUUGGCUGCUCCUACCUGCGGCUCAGAUCCCCACUCCGAGUGCUGUGGGGCACAUGUCCACACACACACACACCAGCCUGGUCCUGGCUGCAGCAACAAACCCAAGGUGUGAGCGGGCAGAGGGAGGGGACUGGAGCACAUGGGAUCAACGUUUGGGCACUGCACUGCUGGGUCCGAAAGCACCUCUUGAGGGCACCCUAGAGGAUGGGCAACUCAGUGCCCCACUAGCUGUGCGGCCCUGAACCAGUGGGUGAGGCACAAAUCCAUCUCCCAACAAGGCAGGGUCAGUGCUCAGAGGAGAAAAGGAGUGGCAGGGGGAGAGUGUGAGUAGCUGAGCUGAUCGGGGCGCCGUGGGUGAAAGCAGUAAGGGGAGGGGAGGAGGAAAUCAAAGGAAGUGAACAACUGUGGCCUGGAAGUCUCUCAGGACUGCUACCCGGGAGGGAAGAGACGGAAGGCUCAGGGCAGCAGCCCCAAGCGAGAGAAGGCAGCAGCCCCAUCGACGCAUGUGAGUCUGUCUCUUCCCUGUGUGCCCUCCCUAUUAAAGCAGCAUGCCCCCCACUUUACACAAUUUCACUUCUGCAUGUGGGGGCCCCAGAGCAUAACCCCUGCAUAGGUGUGUGGGGGGGUGCCUGUAUCCAUUCCAGACAGGACAAAAAAAUGGACUGUCCUCUAUGUGGACUAUGUGAUCGUCCUGCCUUCCGCAAGAUUCAGAAAUUCCACCUUUACACAAUUUGAUGUAUUUUCUUUUUAACUACUUGUUCGAUUUAUUGAACCAUCGCUUUGUUUGCUUUAAAUAAAAUACAAACAGUAUGUAGAAACUGAUACCAUGUAGGGCAGAUACAAUAUCACUUUUGUUUCUGAGGUCUGUGUUAUCAACGAUCAGUGCCAAUGCCAGGCAUGCAGGAUUUUGCUUGGCCUGCAUUUCAGUCUUCUUUAACAGUCUUGGUUACCUUUUCCUUUGCAAGGAACCUUAGUGCUGUUUUCUUGCAGGAAGGUCUCUGGAUAGCUUUUUUUGUGGGGGGUACAAGGUUGUCUGAAAUUUGGGAUUCACUCCAUUGCUGAAUAGGACCCCUCUAGAAUGUGCAUGAACUCUACUUACAAACCGACCAUCUCGACAGCACCCGAUUUGAAUUUGACAGUGCUUUCUGAAUGAUGAGUGUCCACAUACUCUCUUUAAUCCAUUUUCCCUCUGGAGUUCUCCAAUAACGAUUUGCAACCCAGCCUCUCCCGGCUUUUCCGCAAAAGGCUACUUCAUCUUGGUGACCGGACACAAACUAGUUGUUAACUCUGAAACAUUCUGUCCAUUGUGGACCUUGGUUUCUAACAGUCACCCAUUUGUGGUGGGGGUCUUGUGAUGUGCAGGAUCAUUUGCACCUCCUUCCCCCUUCAUAGCCAAAGUGGACUUUUCAGUGGGAAACCACCCUCCACUCUGGUUUGGUGCAUUCCUUCCCGCUCAGAACAAGCUUUUCUGCCCCACGAAACUCCGAAUCAAAGAGUGUGGUGUUGAAGUCAGCUUGAGCUUCAUGCUGUCAUCAGGCGCAUGCGAUGGGGAACUUCUUUCUCUGCCUUUCUGAGAAAUGCAAGAGUCGUUCAUGGGAAUCGGUGGGACUCUUGCCGUUUGAGCCAGGAAGUUUGCUGAUAGCAAGAUGUUGAAGAACCCUACGAGACCCCCUUCCUUCGGCCUGCAGGAUCCAGUUCUGUCAAGCUGAAGCUGCCACAAGGGUCUGGCCACCGUCCUGUUAAAACCACCCUCUUACUUAAUUUCUAGGGGAGUUUUGGUUUCUCUUUCAUAAUUGAGCGUUGCAUUUUUUAUUUUAUUUUUUAAAUGGCUCUCACCCCAACCUGGCCUUUUGGCCUUCUGUGAGUCAGAUUGCUGAUUCCCCUGGCCCUAAAUGGGUUGUAGCUGUUUGGAUAGCCCAUUUUCUUUGAUGUGAAGCUUCUGUGUUCAGCCACAGUUUUGUUUUUCACCCCACCCCAUAUUUACAGCCAACUCUUGUGUCUUUCGAGUUGCUAGAACCUUUUUUCGUUUUCUCUUGCAUUUUGUGGGAGUGGUGGGUUGCUCUCUUCCAGCUGAUUCUGUUGCCUUUGUGGCUUGAACCCAAUUCUUGGGGUCAACUUAGGAAUGUUCAUAUCCAGGCUGGGGGAAUAAAUAGCUGUGUGUUUAAACCCAAUUUUGGUGGAGUGGUCCUGCUGAUUCUGGACUCUACAAAGCUGCAGGAGUACAUAGCAAACUUUGAUUUUUUUAUUUAAAGAUGGAACACUGUUUUUCUUGGGAUGGGGCCAAAGAGGAUUUUAAUCUUCUCCAACCCUUCAAGAUAACCAUGAUUACAGCCAGUCUUCUUUUAUGCUAAUAUUUGUUUUAGGACAGCAUUGAACUGAGCAACACUGGUGUUAUUUAAAUUCCCAUUGUUGCUUUCGCCCAAGGAUCUUUUGGGGUUAUUUUAAAACCAAGAUUCGCUCCUUUCCUGUGUGUGACAUCUUCUAACAGUCUGCUUUUCACUGGGCAACUUCCGGGGAACAUCUUUAAUGGGUCUGCAAAAAUAUUUUCAAAUGUAGAGCAAAAUUGGCCACUUGGUAGCCAGUUUGAUUCACUGGGUUCCCCCCCCCCAUUCUAGUUUCCAGGCUCUUUCACGAAGACCACAAGCAUCCAUGAACACUUUCCUGCUGCAGUCACUAGGGCAUGUGUAUUCUUUAUCCUGUGUCUCUCCCCCAACCCUCCGUUUGGGGAUGGUGUUUUUUCAGUGGCUCUUGAUAAGGAUUCCCCACCCCUUCUCCCUUUACUGUGUCACCUGAACAGUAUUGACCCAUAGUGGAAAGAGAAGUUUGUUAGCUGAUUCAUCAUUUCUUUUUUAAAUGUUUAACGGCAUGUAAUCCUUUUGCUUUAUUUUAUUUUUUAACAAAAAAGCCUUCAAUAAACAUGAACCUGAUUAUUAGCCUCA
Messenger RNA from Lacerta agilis (Sand lizard), 6297 nucleotides. RefSeq names its product SURP and G-patch domain containing 2 (gene SUGP2). Gene Ontology annotation, molecular function: RNA binding. Gene Ontology annotation, cellular component: nucleoplasm. The record is from RefSeq and is a predicted model, not a curated record. NCBI's taxonomy places the organism in Eukaryota, Metazoa, Chordata, Lepidosauria, Squamata, Lacertidae. Gene Ontology annotation, biological process: RNA processing.